AUGCCAAUCACGGGGUUUUUGGGCUUCCUGCAAGUAGAUAAUGCUAAAGAACUCGAAGAAAUGGAGAACAAGGGCUACUAUAUUAUUGCUAGCAAACCGGUGCCUGACGAGAGCUCUGUCCAGUCGGUUGAAGAAUCUAUCCGGAGGAACAGCUUGCAUGGCAGUCCAUCAGGUUCGGAUACCGCAAACUGUUUGGAUUGGCGCACCUACGGGGGGGUGAAAACUAAGGAAUCAUGGGAAAAGUUCAUGAACAUUGGUUUUAAUUUAGACAUCAACCUUGUGGCGCGGUUUGGUAAGGCUCAUAUUCACAAGACUAGGGGCAAGUUCAGCAUGUCUUCUAAUAAGGUUCACAUAAACACAAUUGUUAGAUUCGCUGGAGGUAAAGGCUAG
This is a messenger RNA of Aspergillus alliaceus, 390 nucleotides long. RefSeq lists its product as uncharacterized. Lineage: Eukaryota; Fungi; Ascomycota; Eurotiomycetes; Eurotiales; Aspergillaceae. The transcript has 2 exons. The coding region runs from base 1 to 390 and encodes 129 amino acids. The record is from RefSeq and is a predicted model, not a curated record.